AUGCCGGCGGGCGCCAGGUUCCAGCGGCGGCGGCGGCAGCUGCAGCCCCGGCCGCGGCAGCCUCUCCUCUGGCCGAUGAACGCGGACCCGCCGCCGCCGCCCUGGCUGUGGCUGGUCCCGGGCUCGGCCGGGCUGCUGCGGGCUCGGCGCGGGGGUCGCGCCCCGCCGGUGCUGCUCCGCCGCCCAGCCCCCGGGCCUGCCGCGCUGGGGUCCGCGCUUGGGCCGGCUGCCGGCUGGGCGGCCCGCGAGCCGCUGCUGCCGCUGCUGCCGCCGCCCUCCGCGCCGGACCACGCCGCCGCGCACCGCCUGCUGCACGGGCAGUGGCUGCUGGGGGGCCCUUCCAUGUCCCUGGGUCUGCCCCCCGCUUCUGCUGUGGAACUGGUGCCUCUUUUCCCACAUGUCGGCCCUUCUGCUCUUCCACCUCCUGUUGGGAAAAGUUGGAUAGACAAAAGGAUACCUAAUUGUAAGAUCUUCCUCAAUAACUCCUUUGCUCUGGACUCAACGUGGGUGCACCCAGAGGACUCAAGGUUGUUCCAUGGGCACGAGAAGCCUCACCUGCUGGCCAAUCAGGUGGCGGUGUCCCUGUCCAGGUCAGCUGCUGUCUCCAGGCCGCUCCCCACGGUGGUGUUAGCAUCUCAGCCUAUUCCAGGUGGCUGCCACAACAGCCUUAAGCCGCUCAGCAAUGGGCCCACAAUCGCCAUCGCUGCCGCCGCUGCCGCCGCCGCCGCUGCCAUGGUCUCUGUGGACCCCGAGGGCCUCCGGGCCCCGUCACCCUCCAGCGUCAUGCAGCCGUGCCACUUCCUGACCUUGGCACCCAUCAGAAUACCCCUGCGGACGGCCCCCUUCGCAGAUACAAGUAAGGAGCUGUGCCGCCGCGCGCCCCGCCCCCCCGCCCUGGUGCUGCACGCGGAGAGGAAGAGCCGGGCCGGAGACAAGGAGGACAAGGAGCCCCCGCCGAUGCUCGGGAGAGGAGAAGACAGCGCGGCCAGAGGCAGCCGGCCCGUGGCCUCCACCCCCGUGCCCGGAUCCCCCUGGUGCGUGGUCUGGACGGGAGACGACCGGGUUUUCUUCUUCAACCCGACCAUGCAGCUGUCCGUCUGGGAGAAGCCCACGGACCUGAGGAACCGCGGGGACCUCAACAGGAUCAUCGAAGACCCGCCCCACAAGCGCAAGCUGGAGGCCGCAGCAGCCCAUGACAGCGAUGGAUCUGGUUCGGAAGACGGCAGGGACGACCAGGACGUGAAAACCAAGCGGAACCGGACCGAAGGCCGAGAGAGCCCAGAGCCGGCGGAGGCCGGGAAGGAGGACGGAGGCGCGAGGACGCCGCCGCCCCAGGUCCUGCUGCCCCUGGAGGAGCGCGCCGCCCACUUCCGAGACAUGCUGCUGGAGCGCGGGGUGUCCGCGUUUUCCACCUGGGAGAAAGAGCUGCACAAAAUCGUGUUUGACCCCCGCUACCUGCUGCUGAACUCCGAGGAGCGGAAACAGAUAUUUGAACAGUUUGUCAAGACAAGAAUAAAAGAAGAAUACAAGGAAAAGAAAAGUAAAUUGCUGCUAGCCAAAGAAGAAUUCAAAAAGCUUCUAGAGGAAUCUAAAGUGUCACCCAGGACCACGUUUAAGGAGUUCGCCGAGAAACACGGCCGCGACCAGAGGUUUCGGCUUGUCCAGAAAAGGAAGGACCAGGAGCAUUUUUUCAACCAAUUCAUACUUAUUCUUAAGAAACGGGACAAGGAAAACAGACUGAGGCUGCGGAAAAUGAGAUGAAUCUGUGAAAAUGCAAUAAGACCCCGGGGGUGGGCACGGGGGUGUGUGCCGGGACGAGGGGUCACACACGGCUCGGGCAGAGGCGGGCAGCGCAGG
Messenger RNA from Microcebus murinus (gray mouse lemur), 1857 nucleotides. It is a transcript of the gene TCERG1L, whose product is annotated as transcription elongation regulator 1 like. The record is from RefSeq and is a predicted model, not a curated record. Gene Ontology annotation, molecular function: RNA polymerase binding; transcription coregulator activity. Gene Ontology annotation, cellular component: nucleus. NCBI's taxonomy places the organism in Eukaryota, Metazoa, Chordata, Mammalia, Primates, Cheirogaleidae.